UUGAAACCGCCUUCCUUAAAAACAAAAUCACAGAAAAACUCACAAAUAAAAAGGUAAAAUCCCCUUCACAAAUUUCUCUAUUGAAUCCUCCCUCUCUUGAAUCAAAUCAAGCCUCCAAUGGAUCGUCGGCCUCCACUCGCUGUCUCUCCUCGCCGCCUUCGCCCUCGCCGCAAUCUCCGCUCUGCUCCCUCGGAUCAAACCCCGCCAGCUUCAAUCAGAACCAAACCCAAGACCCCACUUCGAUCCUCUCUCCCCUGCUAUCAACUGCUUAAACCCGAACACAACCUGAUCUCAUCAGAACUCACAAAGAUGGCCAAACUGGCAAGCAAUGACGAAUUCAGCGAAAAAGAAAAUCUGGGCACCAAUCUAAACACCCCAAUUCUCUUCGAAAGAGGCAAGUUUUAUGAAUUGUACUCUGCUCGGAGGAACGAGAGGCUCAAGAGGAAGAAAGAGUAUUAUAUGGAACUGGAUGAGACAGUUGCGCAGGAUCCUGAGAUUGCCGUCGAGCUGGCGAAGAGGAGGGCAUCCAAGAAGGCAGAGAGUCUGAGGAAGUCGGUGCCUGCCAAUUUCUCGGUGAGUCGAGCGAAUAGUUUGAGGUCGUCAGUGAGGAACAGUAAGGAGAUGAAGAAAGCCUCUGCUGCUGUUGCUGCGAGUUGUGAGAAGAAGUCUGCUGCCGAUUUGAGUUUUGUUAGUGGAAGAAGGGUUGGGACUCGAUCUGUUCGCAGGAUAUGAAUUUUAUGUUUAUUAUUGUGUGGUUUUUUUAGUUUGGGAUUAAAAAAAAUUUCUGUCUUUUUUAGAAAAAAAUGUGUGAAGAAUUGAGCGGGGACAUAUAGGUGAUGGGAGUACUGAUAGAUUCUGUUGCAUUCUUUUUUUAAUUUGAUUAAGAAUUAUAGUCUUAGUUGAUAUUAUGGACACAUUUUCUCAAAA
Asparagus officinalis (garden asparagus) is the source of this 927-nucleotide messenger RNA. RefSeq lists its product as uncharacterized. The record is from RefSeq and is a predicted model, not a curated record. The transcript is spliced from 2 exons. Bases 118 to 732 code for a protein of 204 amino acids. NCBI's taxonomy places the organism in Eukaryota, Viridiplantae, Streptophyta, Magnoliopsida, Asparagales, Asparagaceae.